UGCUCGACAAACGGACACCUGCAGACGUAGCUGCCACAGCGCUGUUCUGUUUUAUGCUGAGACGCCGCUGUCUCUUCAAGAAACAAAGUUUCUAAUUUUCCUGAGUUGUCCGUGGUGGCGACAUGAGAGUGAGUGAGGUCCACGCAGCGGAGUCCGUCGCCUACCUGAACAGGGCUCUGGUCCGGCUGCAGGAUAUCUGGGAGGAGAUCGGGAUCCCAGAGGAGCAGCGGCUCCAGAGAACCAAUGACGUCCACAAACACAUUAAAGAUUUGCUGGACCUCAUGAUUGCUGAAGAGGAGUUGCUGAAGAAACGAUUGCUGAAAAGCAUCCAGGCCUGCCACAAGGAACUGAGUGUUCUGUGCACCGAACUUCAGCUCGCUCCUUUUGAGGAGGAGGAUGGCUGCACCAUAUUGCAGGCGGAGAGGAAUUGCCGCACCCGUAUGGAGGUGAUGAAGGAGCACAAGAAGCAGAGAAUGGAAGAGCUUAAAGGCCUGGUGGCCAAAGACCAGGAGCUGUGCAGCAUUCUGUGUACUACCCCCUUUAGCAUCGAGCAGAGCGCUGUCCCGACGCUGAAGCAGCUGGAGGCCUAUCAGGCCUAUAUCAAUGAUUUGGCCAAAGAGAAGGAGUGUCGUCACGAUGAAUUUGUGACCAUCAAAAAGGAGAUCAAAGUUUGUAUGGAUGAUCUGGAGCAAACACCAGAGACGAGUUUUGAAAUGGAUGUCAUGUGCGAGGACGAGGAGGCGUUUUGUCUGUCGAAUGACAACAUAGCUGCUCUUAAGCUGCGCCUCACUCAGUUACAAGAGAGCAAGGCUGAGAAUGAGCUCCGGUGUUCGAGUCUCCGCACAAAGAUCUGCGAGCUGUGGGACCGACUUCAGGUCCCCCAGGAGGAGAGGGAGGGCUUCUCCGAGCACAUGGUCAAGUCCAAGAAGAGAAACAUUGAGGCACUCCAGGCUGAACUCCGGCGUCUAGAGCUGCUGAAAAUGCAGAGCUUGAGGAGCUUCACGGAGACCAUAAGAGCAGAGAUCGCUCUCUUGUGGAAAAGAUGCUUCUGCAGCAAUGAGCAGCAACAAGCCUUUGUUUCAUAUCAUGAUGAGGAUUUCACAGAGGAGCUUCUCAACCUGCAUGAGGCUGAGGUCAGUCGCCUGAAAAAGUACCAUGAGGACCACAAGGAGCUCUUUGAGGGUGUCACUAAAUGGCAGGAUAACUGGACCUUGUUCUUGGAGCUUGACAAAAAGGCUAAUGACCCUUUAAGGUUCAACAACAGAGGUGGGAACCUUCUGAAGGAAGAAAAGCAAAGAACCGACCUGCAGAAAAGCUUGCCGAAGUUGGAGAAAAGCCUGAAGGUCCAGAUCGACGCUUGGGAACAGGAGCAUGACAAGGAGUUCCUGGUGGCCGGCCAGAAGUUUCUUGAGUACGUGCAGCAUCAGUGGGAGCAGCACCACGACGACAAGGAGAAAGAGAAGCUUGAACGACAACUGAAGAAAACCAGGCAAACGCAAGAGGAUAUGCUGUAUGGGACAGUGAUGAAGACGCCAACCAAGCGGCGACUGAUGGGGCCCCCCACCCCAGGGAAGGUCAGGAAGUUCAACAGCACUUCAGCCAUCUCCACUCCAAACAGCUUUCUGAGUUCAGGCCUCGGCGGGACCCCGUGCCAGUCGUUGGGGCAGAAACCGCCACUGUCUGCCAGCAAGGGUCCCGGCCUGCGGACCCCCGGUCCUGGAAAGACGCCACGUGCACUAGACCGAAACAAGGAAAACAUCUCCCACCUUAACAGGAACACUCACUGUGGCACGCCAAGGACUCAGGACGCUAAAGAUCACACCUUUAACAUCGCCGGCUCUUAUACUGAAUUUACGUGCGUUGCUAAUGAAGAUCGUUCUUUUCUUCAGAGAGACCUUGCAAAGGCGUCGAAAUCCACCGUGAAGUUGGGGGUUCUGAACUCCACCGUCAGCCACCAGUGAGGGUUUGGGGGAGCCGACCUGACACUGGGGACGGACCGGGACAGACCGGGACGGUCCUGCACAGCUGAUACUCUGCCAAGAGGAAUAAUGAGCUUCAGUGUAAAUGACUACAAAAAAGUACAUAUUUUGACUUUUUUUUUUUUUUUUUUUUUUUGCAGCCCAGUUUAUAGAAUACUUUUAUCUAGUCUUUGCACUAGUAUAUCUUUUUUUUUUUUUAACUACAUUUACCUCUGCUGUGUAUAUAUUUAUGUGGUUGUCUCAUACUUGGGCAUUCUACUUUUCCUUUCAAAGUUUCAGCUUUUGUUUGAAGGUUAUGAGCUUCAUGCGGGGGCGGUACUUUACUUUAAUACUCAAUGAUCAACUCUGAGCUGGAAUGACAGCUACGUUUUCACUUCAUGACUAAAUAUGGAGUCACUUUUUUAACGUGUUGUAAAUAAACAGUUUAAAAGUUAA
Cololabis saira (Pacific saury) is the source of this 2414-nucleotide messenger RNA. RefSeq names its product protein regulator of cytokinesis 1-like. The transcript is spliced from 14 exons. Gene Ontology annotation, biological process: mitotic spindle midzone assembly; microtubule cytoskeleton organization. Lineage: Eukaryota; Metazoa; Chordata; Actinopteri; Beloniformes; Belonidae. Gene Ontology annotation, molecular function: microtubule binding. Bases 123 to 1961 code for a protein of 612 amino acids. Gene Ontology annotation, cellular component: mitotic spindle midzone; spindle; cytoplasm. The record is from RefSeq and is a predicted model, not a curated record.